This is a messenger RNA of Penicilliopsis zonata CBS 506.65, 946 nucleotides long. RefSeq lists its product as hypothetical. NCBI's taxonomy places the organism in Eukaryota, Fungi, Ascomycota, Eurotiomycetes, Eurotiales, Aspergillaceae. Gene Ontology annotation, biological process: regulation of DNA-templated transcription; DNA repair. The coding region runs from base 51 to 773 and encodes 240 amino acids. The transcript has a single exon. Gene Ontology annotation, molecular function: DNA-binding transcription factor activity; zinc ion binding; methyltransferase activity. The record is from RefSeq and is a predicted model, not a curated record.
AUCAUCUUCAGCUAGAACCUAACAGAAGCCUGAUCAUUCUAUUCUGAGAAAUGGCACAGACUCAACCUAUUCCAGCUGAAAAGAUCCCUCGUCUGCCCACAGCCGGAUCUACCUCGUCGUCAGGCGCACGCUGGCGCGCGGUUGCCAGUCGAGAUCCCACAGCCACCGACUUCGUCUACGCCGUCAUCACGACGAGGAUAUACUGUCGCUCAUCGUGUCCUGCGCGACUUGCCCGACGAGCAAACAUUGUGUUCUUCGACACUCCUGGGCAGGCAGAGGCGGCGGGCUUCCGGGCGUGCAAGCGCUGCAAACCGCAGCUGGGCUCGGCGGUUAGCAACCCCCAGGCAGAGUUAGUACGUGCAGCCUGCGAGAGGAUCAGAUUAGCGCCCGCGCACGAUUUGAAGGCACCAACCCUCCAGGAACUGGCAAGGGGGGCAGGUUUGACGCCCAGUCAUUUCCAUCGGGUGUUUAAGAAAAUCACGGGCUUGACGCCUGGUCAAUACGCUGCAGGCAGCGCAGGAAAGGAGCAAUGGCCUUCUUUGACUGGCGGUGGCAGCAGUGGUUCUUUGAAUGCAGCUGGCGGCCCUUUGAGUGGGAUAUCGGGAUCAGUAGUUGGGCUGCUGGAUGGUGUGUCCAGUCCCAUAAUCGACCUAGACGGCCCCGACGCCAUCUUAUUAAACGAAUUUGAUAUAUUAUUGGCUGCUGAGCGCGAGUUCAUCUCAACACAGGACAUGCAUUCGUUGAAUGGUGGGUUGGAAUUCAUAGAGAUAUAGCCCUUGCAUACGAGCAGUGUGGUAUCUGUCUUCGUAUCUAUUUUCGCUACACCUCGACUAGCGAGCACUGGUUUCUCGGUUUUGUCGGUCGAGUGACAUGGUCUGAUAUUUAAUAAAUCUAGUUCCUUUGCACAAUAUGUCCGUAAGGAACCCAGGGGGGUUCUCCUUGGGUG